Molecule: messenger RNA, 3906 nt
Organism: Aureococcus anophagefferens
Lineage: Eukaryota; Pelagophyceae; Pelagomonadales; Pelagomonadaceae
Exons: 3
Coding region: 1-3906 (1301 amino acids)
Biological process (GO): endosomal vesicle fusion; protein targeting to vacuole
Cellular component (GO): HOPS complex; late endosome
Molecular function (GO): protein binding
Source: RefSeq, a predicted model, not a curated record
AUGCUCCAGUACUGCCGCUUCCCGCUGCCCGCCCCGGACGAGGCGGUGACGUGCGUCGCGCCGCACGACGACGCCGUCGCCGUCGGCAGCAGCACGGGCACGCUGCGCCUCCUCGACGGCCUCGAGGGCUCGACGGGGAGCGGCGUCGAGAUCCGCGCGCACGGCGCCGCCGUGCGCGGCAUCUCCUGGGACGCGAGCGGCCACUUCGUCGCGUCCUGCGCCGACGACGGCACGUGCGGCGUGCACGGGAGAAGAGCGGGCGCGUCGUCGACGGCCGCGGGCGAGUGGGAGGCCGUCGACGCGCAGCACCACGCGACGCCCCUGCGCUGCGUGGCGCUGGACCCGCGCUACGCGAGCCGGCGCGAGCGGGUCUUCAUCACCGGCGCGUCGUCCGGCGACGUGAGCCGCCAGUGCCGGGGCUGGCUAGGGGGAUCGAAGAAGACGAGCCUCGACGACGCGAAGUCGCCCGUGGCCGCGCUGAGAUGGGGCGGGGCCUGGGUCGCCUGGGCCGCCGACGACGGCGUCAAGACCAUGCACGCCGACUCCGGGAGCCCCGCGGCCCACGUGAAACCGCCCGAGACGGAGUUCGCCGGCGCGCGCGCUCCCGUGCUCUUCUGGGAGGGCAGCUCGCUCUGGAUCGGCUGGGCCGACGUCGUGCUGCGGGUCGACAUGACCGUCGAGGGCGACGCGAGCGACGAGUUCGGCGCCCACGUCCAAUGCGCGGGCGCCGUGGCGCUGUCCGCGCGCGCGGACGUCGUGCUCUGCGGUUUGGCGCCCUUCGACCGCGACCACGUCGCCGUCCUGGGCUUCGUCAUGGACGACGAGUCCGACGGCGACGAGGACCGCAAGGGCGAGGGCGCGUCGCCGCGGCCGGAGGUGCAGCUGCUGCGGCGCGACGACGCGGCCGUCGUCGGGAAGCCCGAGGCGCUCCCCGUCGCGGGCUUCGAGGCCUGCGGCGCGGGCGACUACCAGCUCGCGUCGACCUACGACGUCGCCUGCGCCGCCGGGACCUGGCGGCGCCAGGACUUUUCCCUCCUCGAGGACGGCCGCGCGCGCGACUUCUCCGGCGAGAACGCGGCGAAGGCCGGCCGGCUCAUGCGCGGGUCGCCGCCCGUGCUCUACGUCGUGUCGCCGCGGGACGUCGUCCUCGCGCGCGUCCGCGACGUCGACGACCAGAUCGAGCUCUGCCUGAAGCGGGGCGACGACGCGGGCUUCCGCGACGCGUUAGCCAUCGCGAACGCGUUCCCGGCGUCCGUGCGGCGCCACCGGCUCCCGGACCUCGUCAAGGCGCAUCUGGACGCGCUGCUGGACGCGGGCCAGGCCGAGGCGGCGGCGGCGGCGUGCCCCCAGUUCCUGGGGGCGUCGGCGACGCUCUGGGAGUACUGGAUCUUCGUCUUCGACCGCCGCGGCGCGCUCGCGCGGCUCGCGCCGCGCAUCCCGACGGCGGAGCCGCGCCUCGCGCCGAGCGUCUACGACAUGGUGCUGGAACGCCUGUUGGAGACGGACCCGCCGGCGCUCCUGGCGGCCGUGAAGCGCUGGGGCCACCCGAAAGUAUUCGAGGGAGAGUCGCUCUACUCGCUCGACGCCUUGAUGGUCCGCGUCGACGCGCGCGCGAAGCGCGACGCGGGGCGCCGCCGGGGCGACGGCUCGCCGCGGCGGCGGGCCGCCGUCGCGGAGACGGUCGCGGAGCUCUACGUGCUCGACGGCCAGGCGCGGCGCGGCCUCGACUGCCUCCUCGCGCUCGACCCGUCGGCGGUGACGGAGUCGUCGGCCGUCUUCGACCUCGUCGAGGCGCAGCGCCUGUACGAGGACGUGCGCGACCGCGUCGCGACGCUCCGCGCCUUCUCGGAGGAGCGGGCCGCGGAUCUGCUCGUGAAGCACGUCGACGAGUUCCCGCUGGGCGACGUCGACGACCAGCUCGCGCGGGAAGAGGACGGCGGCGCCGCGCGGCUCUGGUACCUGCGGACGUGCUUUGCGCGGCUGCCGGAUCUCUACGCGUCGGCGGACCACCGCGCGCGCCACGGGGACCACGCGCGGCUCUACGCGCGGCUCGGUCCCGUCCCCGACGCCGCGUCGGCCGGUCCGCGCGCGGACUACGACAGCGAGAUGCUCCGUUUUCUACGGUGGAGCUCCUUCGUGCCGUUGACCGAGGCCUACGACGCCUGCGCCGCGCAGGAGGCGCCGCUCUACGACGAGAUGGUCUGGGUGUUGGGCAAGACGGGCAAGACGGCCGAGGCGCUCGCGCUGCUCCUCGACAAGAUCGGCUCCGUGAAGCGCGCCGUGCGCUUCGUCGAGGCACACGACCGGAGCUUGUGGUCCACGCUCAUCCGCCACGCGCUCCGCGACGCGCGGUUCCUCGGGGAGCUCCUCGACGACGCCGGAUCGUCGUCGCUCGACGUCGGCGCGCUGCUCCACCAGAUCCCCGAGGGCACGCGGGUCCCGGGCCUCCGGGACAAGCUCGCGAAUGUGUUUCAGGACCGGCGCCACGAUGCGGCGAUCCACGCGGCGGCGCGCGACUGUGCGAAGAACGACUGCCUGCUGCUCUCGCGGAAGGCCGUCAAGCAGCGCCAGCGCGGCAUCUACUGCGAGCCGCCCCACGAGAUCCGCGACGGGAAGAUCGUCAUAAUCACAAUGAUGAAGUUUUCGUUGCAUAUAGCGCCGGGGUCAUCGUCCGGCUCUCAGCGCGCGCAGCCUCUUCCGCCGUCGGGUCGUGCCAUCAUGUCGGUGCUCAAGCAGCCGCUCGUGCCGCAGCGCCAGCGCGCGACGCCGCGGCGCCUGACCACCGAACCCGCGAAAGGCGGGAAGGAGCUCGCGGAGAGCAAGGCCGCGCUUCGCCGCGUCGGGCUCGAGAUCGCCGCCUUGCGCCAGCGCAAGCAGCCGGCGAACGGCACGCCGGCCGCGCAGCUGGACGCGUUGAUGCAGUCCUACUACGCGAAGGCGCGCCACCUCAUCGACCUCAUCGCGCCGGACCUGUUCAAGUCCGACGACGACCUCUUCAAGGAGUUCAACAACAUGGACGCGGUCGAGGCGGCCGUCCUCGAGGUCCAGGAGGAGAGCCUCAAGGUCCUCCGCGGCGAGGUGUCCUUCGGCGAGGCCGCGCAGACGACGGCGCUGGCGUCGCUGGCGUCGAGCCGCGGCGCGUCGCUGCCCGAUUUGGUGAAGGAGUUCGAACACCACCUCUCCAUCGUCAUCGAGGACCGGCGCGAGCGCGCGCGCUACGACCAGCACGUGCUGAAGAACGGCCGCACGGGCGUCGACACGACCACGGGGAAGCGGCGGCACCUCUCCGGCGACGAGAUCCAGGCCGAGCGCGAGCGCCAGAAGAAGUACUGCGCCGACGUCGCGUCCGGCGAGCGCGUCCCGCUCAAGUACGACGAGGACGAGCACGUCGAGUCGCUCAUCGCGCUGCAGGAAAAGCGGCGUGCCAUCGCCGACUCGAAGCGCGUCCUCCACGCGGCGCGCGUCGAGGAGAGCCACGACGCGACGGUCGACGUGCCGCCGGGCAUCGAGCGCAGGACCGAGGGCCGCUACGCCAUCCGUGGCCACAUCGCCCUCGAGGCCGGCGCGGACUUCGACAACACGCCCUCGGCGGACCUCGCCACCGUCGUCGCGCGCCUGGAGCAGGCGCGCGCGCUCGCCGGCAUGAAGGAGCGCACGCCGCCGACGCUGCCCGUGGGCGUCGCGAAGCGCGAGGACGGCAAGUUCUCUACGUACUUCCGACAUGCGUCCGGCCAGGUCUCCCUGCGCUCCUUCGGCCGCGUGGUCCACUACGACACCGCCGAAGAGGCCGCCGCGGCCCUCGCGGAGUUCCGCGCGGCGUCCGCGGAGGAUCAGAAGGCGAUGGCCAAGGAGCGCCUCGAGGACCACGAGGAGACGUGCACGGUCUGCCCCGCGCCGACCCUGUAA